Messenger RNA from Rotaria sp. Silwood2, 1287 nucleotides. The record is from the annotation of a GenBank genome assembly. NCBI's taxonomy places the organism in Eukaryota, Metazoa, Rotifera, Eurotatoria, Philodinida, Philodinidae.
AUGGAAUUUAUUUUUAAUACAGUUGAUCAUCGUCAACUUCAUUCGCUAUCACUUGUCAAUUUUCAACAAGAACCACUUUUACAAUAUUUAACAAGUGAUGUAAUAUUUUGUCGUGUUCUUAGUGAUCAAAUAACUCAUCUUAAAGUCGAAAUCACAGGUGGCAUAAUAGUGAAAUUAUCGAAUGGAAAUGAACUGAAUUUAUUUACAUUGAUAUUAUUUUUGUGUAAACAUCUAAAGGAUUUGACCAUUGAUCAAUUGUUUGGUGACAGAAGUGUAACCGAUUCUACUUUUAAUUUAACAUCAAUGUGUCCUAUAUCUUUAAUUCUAACUAAAAUGAAAAUUAAUGUCAACACUUUUGAUGACUGUCUAUAUAUUCUUAAUGGACAUUUCGAAUGUUUGUCGACAUUAAUCAUUGAUAUAUAUAAAAUCUCGGAUUCAUCAUCAAAUAUAGAUAACACAAGCAAACUACUCAAAUUAAAAUGUUUCUCAUUAAUCUCGUAUUUUCAAACAUAUGCUUAUGACAAACGAAUUGUUCCACUACUUCGUCGAAUGUUAAAUCUCGAAGAAUUGACAUUACUUAUCGCAAUAGUAAGAAUUAAAUUGUCUUAUAUCGAUGGUACUCAUUUAUACAAUGAUUUUCUUGUUCAAAUGCCACGGCUAAACAAAUUUACAUUCAGUAUAAACACUCUUGUUUACGAUAAAGGUGUUAAAAUUGAUCUUUCAUCGAAUGACGAUAUUCAAAAUAGUUUUAUCAAAAUAGGAUAUCAACAUCUGGAUUCAUAUGCCAAUGUUAUGAAAACUGGAGGCAGAUGCCAUGCAUAUUCACUUCCAUAUCAAUUCGAUACUUUUUUACAUCUAACCAACUCGUUUCGUCAUGGUAAUUUCUAUAAAGUUCGAUGGCUGCUUAUGAAUGACGCACAUUCAUUUGAACAUGAAUUUUUUAAAAUAAUCUCUCAAGAUUUUCCAUUUCUGCAACGAUUAAGUGUGAAUAAUUUUCAACCACAAAAGAACAAGCAACAUUCAUCUACAUUGAUUACGUUUGCUGAAGUUUCCGAGCUGAAUCUUAUUUUCGCACAUACUGAUUAUGUUGAAGAAUUUCCCUUGGCAACAAACAUUCGUUUACCUCGAUUAACAAUUCUUGGUAUCAAAUAUGAAUCAUUAGCCAUGGUAACAAAUAAUUUUACAAAUAAUGCAGCACGUUUCAAUUGUAGUCAAUUGCAAUACAUUAUGAUACCUGAACCAUUUGUUCGUCCAGAGAAUUUUCAUUCAUAUUUUCCCUUAUUGUAG